CUCUGCUUUGUAGGGCGCUGGGCAGCGCGGCGGCGAGGGCCGGGAGCGGCGGCGCGGGGAGCCGGGGAGCGGCGGCCAGCAGGAGUCUUUGAAAAAUCCUUAGUGGUCAUGACAUUGUUACAAGUGACAUAAAUUAGCCAGUGGCUCAGAAUGAUGGAUACCCAGAAGACUACAAAUGGUUUGCAAGUGAUUGGAGAAGGGACUGGUAUAGGGAAAUCGACACUCCACAUGGUGGGGUAUUUGGGAAAAAACUGUAAUCCUCUGGAAACAGCUGCACAUGAAUAUUGUCCAGUCUGCAAAGAGAAGGGCCAGAUCCAAGUUUUACGGACUUACCGCAUUAAUUUUCAAGAGUCCAUUUUCCUUUGUGAAAAUCCUCAGUGUAUCUACCCACUUGGUUAUAAACCAUUAAACAGCAUAAUUACUUCUGCUGAUUCUGAGAAUCAUCAAGUUCCAUCUACUCCUAAGAAAAGGAAAUUGUGUGAUACCGGUGACUUUUCUUCCGUUGAAUCACGUUCAAAAAAAGCAAGGGCUAAUAAUGUGGUAAAUGCUGAGCACGCUAUUAAUACAGACCCUGUUGUCAAAUGCUAUCAGAAUAGCUUAUGUAUUCCCAAGUCAAGCCUACAUGAUGUAUUACAAAAGGAGCCGCAAAAAACUAGUAACAAUGUGGAGCCCAGCAUGCAGAAGGUGGAUUUUGAAACAAACACCAACAACUAUCAGGAAAGUCCACCUAAGACUCCUAGUCCCAGAACACAACUUUUGCCGAACUCUGAACUUUGCUCAACAACUUCUGAAAUUUUGCACAAAGAGGAUAAAGGUUCCACAAACGACACAGAGUUAUGUCUUCAGUGGAGAAACACACAUAAUCUUUGUUGGUUAGAUUGUAUUUUAUCAGCACUGGUACACUUAGAAAUAUUACAGUUUGCUCUAGCAAAAGAAUAUAAUGAUGGAAAAUGUUUACUCCAGAAACUCUUAACAAAUUAUAAUCAAGCAACUGUACUUCUGAACACCUGUAAAAGGAGUAAAGUAAAAGAUGUUCUUCCAAAAGCAGAAUCGCAUCUCAAUGAAAUCAGAAACAGAAUUUUUACACAGCUUCAACCUCAGCUUAAGUGUGAAUUGGGUAAGCAGGAUAGUCCAGUGUUUGUGCUCCCUCUGCUCCUACAGCUGGAUCAACAAGCUGAGAAACUAUUCUUGCAUUCGUUUUCAUGGAAGUUUGAAUGUGUAUGUUGUGGCUACAAAUACCAGGAACGGUUUAGGAAAACGCUAACAACAUUCACAAAUAUAAUCCCUGAUUGGCAUCCACUUAAUGCUGUUCAUGUUGGACCGUGUAAUAACUGUAGUGACAGAUCUCAAAGACGACAGAUGAUUUUAGAAAAAGUACCUUCAAUAUUAAUGUUACAUUUCGUAGAAGGCUUGCCACAUAACAACCUGAAGGACUAUUCAUUUCAGUUUGAAGAAGAUACCUACCAAAUAACAUCUAUUGUUCAGUAUCAAACAGAUAAGAAGCACUUCAUAACCUGGUCUUUGAAUCCUGAUGGUACUUGGCUUGAAUGUGAUGAUUUAAAGGGACCAUAUUGCAAGAGACAUCAAAGAUUUGAAGUUCCUCCUUCAGAGAUUCAUAUUGUUAUCUGGGAAAAGAAAACAUCCCAUACGCCAGAAGAACUGAAUUCACAGUUCCAGAGUAAAAACACUGAAGGUUUUCCUCUUAGUAAUGGACAGUCAAAUUCCACAGUGUUGCAUUGUGGUUUUGGUAACACGGUAGACAAAAUACCUGCAGAACAUGGCAAAGAGGAUUCUGUGAGAACUCCAGAUAAGAAACAGCAGCAGGUACCUGAGAAUGAAAGUAUCGUUCAUCAUGGUUUAGAAAAUCUGGCACAUGAUGAUCUUGUAACACUGACGCUUGAAGAAAUUCAGGUUGACUCAGAAGGUAAAUCGCUGCUGAACGGACACAUGGUGGGAAAUAACCUUGUUGAAAUGGGCACACCACAACAACAGGAAUCAGCUUUUUCACCUAACGCUCCAUAUACAGGAGAGUUUGCUGGAUCUAGUCUAGCUGUGAACGAUAAAUGCAUUUCAUAUGAAAAUUCCAGCAUUUGUUUACCUCUGGAAGAGUUGAACCCAGCAAAUAUUACUCCUCCUGUGGCCAAAAACCAUGACCCUGGCUUGUCGCUUGCUCAAAGAACAGAUGACAGAACUAAUGUACCUAACAGAGAACAUGGAUCAAAUUCAGAACUACAGCUAAACAAGAAGUUGUCACCAGUAGAAAAUAUUAUACAAAAACCAUCUGACUUGAAAGAUGCAAGCAAAAUUAUAGUUAAUUCUCAGGUUGCCAGUUCUUCUGCUGCCAAUAAUUCCUUUCAGCCUUCACACAAAGACCAAAAAAGAGGAUUUGUAGGAAGCUGGGUAAAGAAAUUAUUAAGCAAGAAUACUUCUUUUAUGCCUUCAAGUGCCUCAGCUCUCAAGAAUGAGAGAAGUUGCAAAACUCCCUCAAUGCAAAAAAUAAGUGAAGUGCGAUUGCCAGUUAAGGGAGCAAGUAACUUUGGUGGUUUUCAAAGCAGAGGUACAAAGAAAACAACUGAGACCCCGAAGUCAGUGGUUCCUCAGAGUAAUAAUAGUCAUCCUUUAUCACAUUUCAAAGGGUUUUCUCAAAGCACUCGUCUUCCAACAGCAAGUCAUACCACUGUUGAAGGUCCAGCUUGGAAUAAGUCAGGAAGUACGUUGGGUACCUCAGGUAAAGUGACUCAGUUCCAUUCACCUGGCUCUAACUCUGGGAAGGCAGAAGAGUCAGAUAGUGACAAAACCAAAAAACUUCGCCUAAAACUGUUAAAAAAACUUAAUGCUAAAAAGAAGAAGUUGGCUUCACUGGAUAGGCUAGCAGUGGAACAGAUGAAACAUGAAAAGCCUGUGAGUGGAGGUGUAAGCACCCCAUCACAGGUGGCAUCUCACAACGACAGUGAAUUAUUGCAGAGCUUUUUAAAGGAACUGCAGCAUCAGAUUGAUGUUGCAGAUAGUGAAUCCGAGUGCACCAGCCAUAACAACAGUGAUGAAAUACUGGCGGAAUUACUGUCCCCUACUUCAACUGUUGCUUCCUUAGAGGCUCCAAAAAGUGAAGAGGAAUGUAUGUAUAUGGAAAUGGUGGAUAGCAGCGUUGCAGCAACAGCGGCUGAUGAGAAGACCAGUGUGCCACAUGCAGCGGUGACAAGUGAGGACCACAAUUAUUACAGUCCUGUAAAGGACAGUAACUCGGAACUUCAUGCAAUAAGCAAACCCAGUGUGAAAAAACUUGCUUUUGAAAGCCCUACAAGGGAAGAUAUCCUUGAAGACCUAUUCUCCAUUUCAGCACCGAGCUCAAUGGCAGGUGACAUAGAUUUACCUCAUUUUGAUGAAACUCUGUUUGAAACAUGGUAAAUAUUCAGUUUCUUGGUUUCAAGUAUUUGUUGAUAUUAUGUAUAUUUUGAAGCAAAGCACUAUUAAAUUAUAUUUUAUAACUAGUGUCAUUGCACACUGGCUGUACUUGAACAGUUUACAUUUGAGGUAUUAUUUUUCUUAAAAUUUUAUUGUAGCAGGCAAAUAAGGUUUUAAUGCAUUUUAUUUUUCUGAGAAGCAGUUAUUUUAGCUGUCAGAUAUGAUGAUGAUUUUUAAUUAAAAGCUCCUAUGAGUCUUAAUUUUUGCUGCUUUUAAUAUGGAAAACAUCCAUAUUCCACUGAGAAAUUAUAAACUUGUGUAGUCUUGAUGACGGAACAGCGUAAGAAAUAUCAUUUAGGUAGUAGUGAUUUAUUUUACAGGAUCACCCAACUCCAGAAGUCUUUUUGUCCGACAUUUGAAAAACAAAAAUAGAAGUACCGUCUACAAUUGGGGAUGUUUGAUGUUUGAUGCUUUGAUACAAAGAUAAUUUGCAACACUAAACUCGAGGCUGGUAUUCUGUUAGGAACUCCUUUCAGAAUUACUGUUCAACAAGCUCACCGCUUGGAUCCAAGGAAGGAUGGACACAUGGUAGAAAUUUUCCUAUUGGAAAUCAUGGCUCAUACUGAGUUUUCAUCCUGGAUAACUGAAAAUAUAAUUUGGCAGGGUAUUCUGAGCCAGGUUAUUAUUUAAGUAAAAUUAGUAAGAUUUGGGCCAGAGUUUGCAGCACUGGGAAGGAAUUUCAGAUGUAACUUUUAGUAAUUCUUAACUGCAAAUACACUAAUAAAGAUUUCUAAGAAUUAAAAUUAACUGUAAGUUAGCACCCAUUACUGUUGUCUCAAGGAGCUUUUCAUGGCCAGAGCAGUGCACCCCGGUCCAUGUGUGAGAGUGCCAAGGAAAGGCAAGGUCAACAGGAAGAUAGAUAGUGAUGGAAAAUGUGGUAAGACAGUGGAGGGUAAGCAGAGGGAUUCUGGAUUUGGGUGGCUUUCUGGAUCUGGAUGGCUUUCAUUUUGCUAGAUGGGAGUCUUUUUUAAAUUCAUAGACACAGAGCUUGAGGGUAUUAUAUGCUAAAUUACAUUAGCUGUACUUUUGUACUCAGAAAUAACAAGGAUUUUAUCAGCAGAAUCUUUGUUUCAGCCAUUUUUAGAGGUAUUCUGCAUUUUUUCAUGGUUUUAGAUCCCAAGUUCAAAACAUUAAGUCAUCAGUCUUACUCUUCUAAUAGGUGCAGUUGAACAUAAUUGUUCUUACAAGGCAGAUUUAAGUGGUCUUGGAUAGCUUGAACCAGAUUCAAAAUGCGUUUCGAAAAAACUGUCAGUGGCACUGAACUCACUUUGCCAAGCUAUUUCUGUUGCAAUUAUGUAUAUGUUUAUCAAACUGGCACUUGAGACAACGAAUGGUUUAAUUCUUGAAAUAUAAGUCUUUGUAAAGAACUUGAAUUCCGCCUCUGUUUUAAAUGUUGUAAUUGGUGAUGUUACAAUAGAAAACGAAUCAGUGGAUUCAGAAUGUAAAGUGCCAGUGUGCUGCUGGUGAAAGGUUUGCCUGUUUGUGAAUUCCCUUAUUUAAAAAUGCUGGCCAAAAUUAGUGUUCGAUUUAUCAGUGAAUAAAGUAGGUGCCUCAGCA
Molecule: messenger RNA, 5019 nt
Organism: Calidris pugnax (ruff)
Lineage: Eukaryota; Metazoa; Chordata; Aves; Charadriiformes; Scolopacidae
Gene: USPL1
Product: ubiquitin specific peptidase like 1
Exons: 9
Coding region: 151-3405 (1084 amino acids)
Biological process (GO): Cajal body organization; protein desumoylation
Cellular component (GO): Cajal body
Molecular function (GO): SUMO binding
Source: RefSeq, a predicted model, not a curated record